Molecule: messenger RNA, 1834 nt
Organism: Empidonax traillii (willow flycatcher)
Lineage: Eukaryota; Metazoa; Chordata; Aves; Passeriformes; Tyrannidae
Gene: ZPBP2
Product: zona pellucida binding protein 2
Exons: 7
Coding region: 72-893 (273 amino acids)
Biological process (GO): binding of sperm to zona pellucida; acrosome assembly
Cellular component (GO): zona pellucida receptor complex; acrosomal vesicle; extracellular region
Source: RefSeq, a predicted model, not a curated record
CAUUUACCUGAUUCUGUAUUGCAGUGAACGUGUACGUUAAGGUGUUCACAAACAGCCCGUUUCUGGUCUGUAUGGAUUUGGCCCUUUCUCAAGAAAAAAUAAUAGAUCCCAAGUAUUUGUGGACUGGUCCAGAUGGAAAAGAUUUAGAAGGGCAAAGGUACAUAAAUGUGACAGAGACAGGGAAGCUGGUGGUGAUGGGAUUCAGGGAGUCGAUGUCCGGCGCCUACACUUGCACUCUGUCCCACAAAAUCAUCGAAACCACAACACAAGAAGAAACAGAAAUUGUUGAGGCCUAUAAAUUCAUGGUUUAUGCCUACAGGGAAGCAGACCAUGCCUACCAGGUGUUUGUUCGCUUCACCACCAUGCACUGCAAGCUGAGAACCAACGGCUUGUUCUUCGAGACGCUGAAGGAGAUCCUGAACAGCACCAUCGCCCACCUGACGUGUCGCAUCACAAAGUCGUCCUACAAGUGCCACUCCAUCAGGACACCAAAGCACGGCCUCCAGCACGAGCUCUUUGUUAGUUUUCAAGUUGAUCCGUUUGCACCAGGAUGGGAAGAAGUUUGCCACAAGAUUCCUUACGACUGUGAAGAUGUGACAAACCUGAGAGCCCAGCAGGCAACGGAGCGGAUUGGGAAGUUUUUCCAGCAGCUGAGGUACAUUCUGGAGCACGAGGCUGAGGUUGUCCCUACGAUCCAGUACGUGGAGAACAGCUUCUCCGUGACUCCCAUCGACAGCUGCCGGCCAGGUUUUGGGAAGAACCAUCACACCCACCAGAACUGCGCCAGCUGCUGCGUGGUUUGUGGUCCUGGAACUUACAGCCCCAACAACGAGGUGACAUGUUGGACCUGUGCGAGGCCUCGGGUCAGGAUGUACGGAGCGAAAUCCUGCUAAUUAACGGGCAAGCUGGAAAACCAACGAGCAGCUCUGGGACACCGGAGUGGAAAGGGAAAUAGAGUCCCUGAGACAGGAGAGAGGGUGAGUAACAAGUUAUGAGGAGAUUAUGGCUAUGGUUCUCUGCCUGUCCACUGCUCCCCAGAAAGAAGAGGGAACAUCCCAGAUGGAAGCAGAGUCUGCAGAGCCUCUUCCACCUCCUCCUGCUGCAGCAAACCCUCGGCAGGGCCCAGCUGGCCCCAGGUGCUGCAGGAGCAGAUGAUCCUCUCACGCCAGCUGUGAAUUCCUGAUGAGUUCACCGGAUGACACGAAUUGCCAAAGCACUGAGCUAAUGGGAACGUUUUCUUCCCAGCAAAGCCUCCCCCUGAUCCGCUGUGGAAGGUCGGCGGCUGGACCUGCAGCGAUCCAUCACCCUGCGAGGAACGGUGACCUGACCAACAUCAGGAGCUUCACAAGUAACUCCAGCUGCUCCCCAGCCUGGGCCUUGGAGCUCACGGACUGUCUGAGCCUCCCAUGGUGGAGCUCCCAGAACAUGGGCUUUUAGAGCUCUUUUUUUUUAGCUGUUCCCUGUGGAAGUUUCUACCUUCCUGACUCUGUCGAGGGACACCAAAGAACUCUCACCCUCCACACACAGAGCCAUGGAAAUCCAUGCCCAGCUUCCUAGUACAGAGCCAUUCCUUGGUUUUUUUUCCCCUCCCCCACAAAGCAGGACGAAGUCAAGCAAAGGAAACACCUCCCACUCAACACCCCCAACUUCUUACAGCGUCUCGAAAACCCUUGGUGGGUAUUCAUCCAAAAACGGCCCCAACUCAACCCACUUUAACUUAUCCACUGUGACAGGGACACAGCAGGAGACAGCAUGGGCACAGACCCCGCUCCGAGCUUUUCAGAGUCAUUACUUAUUAAAUGCUGAGCAAUAAAGUGAGCUGUAACGAGCACUU